Molecule: messenger RNA, 3114 nt
Organism: Doryrhamphus excisus (bluestripe pipefish)
Lineage: Eukaryota; Metazoa; Chordata; Actinopteri; Syngnathiformes; Syngnathidae
Gene: map3k22
Product: mitogen-activated protein kinase kinase kinase 22
Biological process (GO): protein phosphorylation
Molecular function (GO): ATP binding; protein kinase activity; protein binding
Source: RefSeq, a predicted model, not a curated record
GUGACGUCAGGCAGAGAGAAGCCAGCCCCAUCGCUGCUGCCGUGUAGUGUUUGUGUGGAGCUGCUAAAAAGACACGCUGGGAGAAAGUUUGCCCGACUAACAUCAGCAUUCUCCGGUGGAGAAAAGCCCACAAGCAUCGGCGUCGGAUGCUCAAGCCCAGUUAGCGAAGAGGAAGAAGAAGCAGAACAAGAAGAAGAUAUUUCCUGUGGAGAAAAGCCGUCGUUUGUCAUUUCGGCUCUUCAGUUUCCGGAUAUCGUCGGGCUGUUUUGGUGGAACAUUCGCUUAGCAUCACUUGGAUUUAGUCUGGGAUAACUUUUCCUCUCACGCUUUGCACAUUUGGAACAUGGAGACGCUGAGGUAACAAGGCUCAAGUGUCCGCCUGCGUAGAGAGACGCUGAGCUCCGUGCUCCAGUUCAACGGGGCCACUUCCCGAUGAUGACAGUAAACAUGGAUGACGGUCUCCAAAAUGGACCCAGACAGCCCCGGAACUUGCAAGAUGACGAGGAGGCACUCAACUCCAUCAUGAAGGACCUGGCAGCGCUGGGUUGCUGCUACACGCCGCACAACAGCCACAAGCCCAAGAGCAGGACCUUGCUGUACAAACAGGAUGUAAGAGUCAAGCUGGAGCAUGAGAGAGAGAAACGGAUCAUCCCCUUCCACAGGCCGCUCAAGUUCAAGGAGCUGCUGCAGAAAGUGACAGAGGCCUUUGGCCAGCAGUUGGAGAUGUUCUUCACGGAGAAAGAGCUGCUUCUGCCCCUGAAGACCCAGGAGGACCUGGACCAGGCUCUGUUGUCCUUAAGCUGCAGCACAGCCACCAACGGGCUGCUCAGGAUAGUGCUGAAGACCCCCAAGAACAACCAUUACCUGCAGGUGAACAGCAGGGACAAGCAGAGCGAGAUGAGGUCAUCACGCUCGCUGGGCGAUCUGAAAGGCUCGCUGCUGAAGGGCUCGGAGAGGGUGCGCAAACACUCCACAGGGUCCCUGCACACGGGGCGCACCUCGCCGCCCCCGGGGAGCGUCCCCGAGGAGCAGCAGCAGAUCGCUCGCCAGGGUUCCUACACCAGCAUCCACAGCGAGGGCGAGUUCAUCCCCGAGACCCAGGACCUCAGUAUGUUGGAUGCCUUCGGCAGCGCGGGCAACUCGCUGUCGAGCAGCUGUCAAUCAAUCGAGCAAGCGCUGGACAGCCCACCUUUCUCACAGAACAACCGCGACAACAAUUACCUGAACCUCAGCUACGAAUACAAAGGACGCCACGGCAAGGGCGGGACUUUUCCUCGCCAGUUCCAGCUGCCCAAUCGGACCAAGGACUACGGAGAUCGUCGCAGGACUCUUCCACGCAGCUUCAUGCCGCAGGAGAACCUCUUCCAGCUGGUUCCCUCCAGCCGCACACGCAGCUACAACGGAGACGCCACCAUGCAGUACGCCGAGCUGCGCUCGCUGGGACGCCCCCCCGACAAAAGCUGCCAGCGCGGGACGGCCAAGUCACCGCGGGCGCCGGUCAACUGGCGGCAGGGCAAGCUGCUGGGGCGCGGGGCCUUCGGGGAGGUGUACCUGUGCUACGACGCCGACACGGGCCGGGAGCUGGCCGCCAAGCAGGUGCCCUUUGACCCCGACUGUCAGGAAACCAGCAAGGAGGUCAACGCUCUGGAGUGCGAGAUUCAGCUGCUGAAGAACCUUCGCCACGACCGCAUCGUGCAGUACUACGGCUGUCUGCGAGACCUGGAGCACAGGAAGCUCACCAUCUUUGUGGAGUUCAUGCCCGGGGGUUCCAUCAAGGACCAGCUGAAGGCCUACGGGGCGCUGACGGAGAAGGUGACCAGGAGGUACAGCAGGCAGAUCCUGCAGGGCGUGUCCUACCUGCACAGCAACAUGAUCGUCCACCGAGACAUCAAAGGUGCCAACAUCCUGCGGGAUUCCUCCGGGAACGUCAAGCUGGGAGACUUUGGAGCCAGCAAACGCAUCCAGACCAUCUGCAUGUCCGGCACCGGCAUCAAGUCCGUCACCGGGACCCCCUACUGGAUGAGCCCGGAAGUCAUCAACGGGGAGGGCUACGGCCGCAAAGCCGACGUGUGGAGCGUGGCCUGCACCGUGGUGGAGAUGCUCACCCAGAAGCCCCCCUGGGCCGAGUACGAGGCCAUGGCGGCCAUCUUUAAGAUCGCCACCCAGCCCACCAAGCCCACGCUUCCGGAGGGCGUGUCCGACGCCUGCAGGGACUUCCUGCGGCAGGUCUUUGUGGAGGAGAAGUGGAGGCCCACCGCCGACGUUUUGCUCAGCCAUCCCUUUGUGCAGGGGGGCUUCUGAGCCCCCCCCCCAAGGCCCGCUCUCAUGCACUUAGCGGACUGGUGUUGGUAGUACUGUAACGCCACCCCUCACAAUCUUUUUAUACUCCAAGUAUUUCUCAUCAGCGCCUUACCAUAAGACUUUCUAAGCCUGAAUGUUUUUUAAACUAGGAUUGCACUUUUUUUGAUAUCACGUGACCUUUUCCACCAUGCAGGAUAAUCACCUGAGGAGAUAUUUUUCUAGACUUUUAUACGUGAUUUCCUACCAAGACGGCUCAAGCAGCAACAGCGGCCGCCGUUGACUCCAGGCCAAAGAGGAUGUGGAAGAAACAUUCAGGUUGGGUUGACUUCCAGUAUUAAUUCUUUUCUUGUUGUUGAAAAACCUGAUGCGGCGUCGCGUUGCCAAGACGACAGGAAGUGUCUCACCGUUGCCUUUACUUUGCUUUGCUCGCUGAAAGACGCCAAGCAAAUCACCAAAAACAAAAAGCUUGUUUUGACGCUGCCGUGGCACUUUCAACAGCAAUGAUCAAAUCUUUUUAUUUCGCUCUCGUCUGUGCCUUACCUACUUGUAAAAAAAAAAAAAAACACUUUUUUAUACGGAAACAUAUAUAAAUAUAUAUAUAUUCUGUAAAUACACUUUGUUCUGCACUUUUGUAUGACACUCCUCAACAUUAUAAGACGUCUCAUAGCUGUGUUCCACAGUAGAUUGUCUCUGAGGAGCUUUGGAUCGGGACUCACUUUGAAUUUGUCUUCAUGACAAAGCCUCCACAAUUCAACUUUAUCAAGUUAUUGAUCUUUUGUACAUCUAACUUAAUAAAUCAAAGGUCUAAUUCCC